CUCAGUAGUGCAUGUAUGAGCCUUGACGAUGAUGAUGAUGAUGAUGAUGGGGGUGUUUCUUCAUCCUGGAGCUUCUAUUGGUCACAGAUGGACUUUCCCCUUCAUAUCAACUUCAUUCAGUAAAAAUAGCCACACAGACGCAGCAGCUGCUCACGAGCGCAGACGUCCAGCGACUGACCGACACUGCUGGACGAGGAUCAGAGCUCACAGACACUCAUCAUCUUCAUCAUCUUCAUCAUCUUCAUCUGAGGAAUGGCUCUGGACUUUGUCGCAGGAUGUAUUGGAGGAGCCGCAGGUGUGCUGGUCGGACAUCCGUUUGAUACGGUCAAGAUGAGAGCGAGGCUGUUACACCGGCCGCUCGGAGGUUAACCUCGUGCGACUGCAGGUCCAGAGCGUGGACAAGCCCCUGUACCGCGGCACCUAUCACUGCUUCCAGUCCAUCGUCCGCCAGGAGUCGAUGCGGGGUCUCUAUAAGGGCAUCGGAUCACCCAUGAUGGGCCUGACCUUCAUCAACGCCAUCGUGUUCGGCGUGCAGGGGAACGCCAUGCGCAUGUUGGGUGUGGACACCCCUGUGCACCAGUUCCUGGCGGGCGCAGCGGCCGGACUCAUCCAGUGUGUGAUCUGCUGCCCGAUGGAGCUGGCCAAGACACGCAUGCAGAUGCAGGGGACGGGCGAGAAGAGCGCCUCCAGGAGGAUGUACAGGAACUCUCUGGACUGCCUGAUCCGCAUCCACCGGAAGGAGGGAGUCCGAGGGAUAAACCGAGGAAUGGUGACCACCGUCAUCCGCGAGACGCCCGGCUUCGGCGUCUACUUCCUCACCUACGAUACUCUGACGCGAGCGCUGGGCUGCGACGCCGACGACGGAUACAUCAUUCCCAAGCUGCUCCUGGCGGGAGGCAUGUCGGGAAUGGCGUCCUGGAUCUCCACGUAUCCCGUGGACGUCAUCAAGUCCCGCCUCCAGGCGGACGGUGUGGGCGGAGCUAACAGGUACGACGGCAUCAUGGACUGCGUGCGUCAGAGCUGGAGGAGAGAAGGAUGGAGGGCCUUCACUCGAGGCCUGACCUCGACUCUCUUGAGAGCGUUUCCCGUCAACGCCACAACCUUCGCCACCGUCACACUCUUCCUCAUGUACAUGCGCGAGGAUGACGAGGGUGUGAAGGACUGCGAGGCGAUGCGGCCGAGUCUGCAGCACAGCAGCCUGUGACUCAGAGACCUGGAGAAAGACUCGGAUCGUCUUGAGAUGAGAGCACAGAUUUACUGCACCGAUAGACUCUGAUUCUGUGAUACAGAGAGAGAGAAACGGUCAGUGAACGCUGAACAAUGACCUCGCAUCAUCUCUGCCAUGGACCGUACUGCUGAAUUAUUGGGAUGAGGAUUCCCAGAUCAGCAUCCGUAGAAACAUCUGGUGCUGAUGAAGGAUGAGAGUGAUGCACGAAUGAGAGGUCGAACCGUGACGUGUCUGAAGCUCAUUCUCCACAGUCAGAAACAUCAUGCUAAAAAUGGUUCCUUCUGCUGGGACAGAACAGGUGAAGACACGACUGUACAUUAUAUGGAGAGCAUAUGGUUCAUGGGUUUGAUUUCCAGGAAAUACAAGGGCUGUAAAAUGUAAAUGUGUACCUCGAAUGCAAUGUAAGUUGCUUUGGAUAAAUGCAUCUAAUAAAUGCAUACAUGUAAAUAUCAGCAUCUCAGAGUAGCAAUAUGUGCUCUUAAAGUACUACUAUGCAAUUUUAGGGCUAAAUAAAAUGCAAAGUUGU
This is a messenger RNA of Carassius auratus (goldfish), 1754 nucleotides long. RefSeq names its product mitochondrial basic amino acids transporter-like. Gene Ontology annotation, biological process: mitochondrial L-ornithine transmembrane transport. Gene Ontology annotation, cellular component: mitochondrion. NCBI's taxonomy places the organism in Eukaryota, Metazoa, Chordata, Actinopteri, Cypriniformes, Cyprinidae. The transcript is spliced from 5 exons. The record is from RefSeq and is a predicted model, not a curated record. Gene Ontology annotation, molecular function: high-affinity L-arginine transmembrane transporter activity. Bases 458 to 1204 code for a protein of 248 amino acids.